AGUUCGAGUUUAGCCUUCGAUGCGUUCAGACGUGUUCGGAAAAAACUAGAAAAGAACGGAAAGCAAAGCAAAGCAAAAAAAAGCCAACUCUUCAAAAUCAAAAAUCUUUGAGAACGUUUUUAUCUCUCUUAAUCAACGUCGAGUUAAGUGUUAAGUGCUUCAAUAAGUGAAAGAUACGCCGCCAAUUGGCCGACUUGUCAAAUUAGUGCAGCACACAAGAAAUCUUAACUAAAGUGUGAAAAAUAAUACAAAUUCAAAAAAAUAAAAUAAAAAUACAUCAAAUUCUCUGGGAUUAAAAAAUUUGCCGUCGCAUUCUCUAUUUGGAUUACACUGAAACCAACAAAAUAAAAAAAGCAAAACAGCAGUUGCAAUUUAUAUUUUUAUUGUAAAACUGCUCGGAAUUUGUCAACCGUCGCAUUUUCUGUGGAUUACCCAAUAAACAAUAAACAAAAGCCAAAGCAGCCCAAAAUGGUUGUCUUGGAAGGCGGCGGUGGUGUUGUCACCAUCGGCAAUAACCAAUACUUGCAACCGGAUUACUUGGCCCCAUUGCCAACAACGAUGGAUGCCAAGAAGAGUCCGUUGGCACUGCUGGCCCAGACUUGCUCACAGAUUGGAGCCGAUUCGUCGGCAGUGAAGCCGCUGCUGGCCGUGGACAAGAGCAAGAAAUCGGGCACAUGCUCCUCAUCGUCGACGUCGUCGAGCUGCUCGACGAGCAGCAACGAUAUCGGCCAGGCCAAGUCACCCAGCCAAGCCAAAUCGCCCAAGUCGACAACACCGAUUACAACAACAAGCACAGCAACAACAUCGAUACCAAUUAGCAGCAGUGGUGCUGGUGGCAAUGAGAUCAAAUUGGCCUUCAAGCCGUACGAGACGAACGUGUUGAGUCAACAGAAUCAGAACAGUUUCAAGAGCAGCUGCCUGGGCGACGACACCCAAAUCCCGACGAGGCCCAGCUCCAAGAGUUCCACACAGGAGCGUGUUCCCUCGCGCAAUCGUUCGAAUGCCACGCCCACCAACACCAGCACCAGCAGCAGCCACGAUGCCAUCCAGUCGAGAACGGAACUGGAUAACAGUCGCAAGACGGUGUCGCCAUCGGGUUCGUCGCAGCGCGGCGCCAGUCCCAUUGUCCGCUCCGGGAUGGAGGUGUUGAACAACGCCAACGGCACCGCCCAGCAUCCCAAGGAGAUGAGCAGCAUGGCGGCGGCAGCAGCAGCGGCUGCAGCUGCCUACAAGGCAGCCGGUCCCUAUGGCCUCAAUCCCCUCUCCGCUCUCUGCUGUCCGCCGGGCAUGGAACAGCAUGCCGCGAAUCCUGCAUUCCGUCCGCCAUUCGGCGGCGGUUUCUCGCAUCAUCAUGCGGCCAUGUUGGCGGCAGCGGCUGCCAACGGUGGCUAUCCGGGUGCUGGUGCCGGACCAGCGGGCCAACCCAAUCCGUAUAUCAGCUAUCAGCGCAUAAAGACGCCGGCUGGCGGCGAGGCGAUUGUGCCCGUGUGCAAGGAUCCGUAUUGUCCGGGCUGCCCCUAUUCGCAGCACACGCAACAGAUGCUGAUGGGCGCCCCCUGCCCCGCCGGCUGUGCCCAGUGCGAGCAUCAGAAAUAUGGCAUGGCCAUGGCCAGUGCCGGUCUGCCACCCACGCAUCCCUAUUCCCAGGCAGCUGCGGCUGCUGCGGCAAAUGCGGCAGCUGCCCGCUCGGCGCCCUACGUCUGCAGCUGGGUGGUGGGCGAUGCGUAUUGUGGCAAGCGUUUCCAGACCUCCGACGAGCUCUUCUCCCAUCUGCGCACCCACACCGGCAAUCUCUCCGAUCCGGCUGCUGCUGCCGCCGCACUUGCUCAAUCCCAGGCACAAUCGCUGCUCGGCUCCCUCUUCCCGCCUUCGGCGCUCCGCGCUGGCUACCCAACACCACCGCUGAGUCCGAUGUCUGCCGCGGCGGCGGCUGCCCGUUAUCAUCCGUAUGGCAAGCCGCCGGGCGCCCUUUCGGCUGCACCCUCCCCCUUUGGGGCUGGAGGUGCCUUCAAUCCGGCGGCGGCGGCUGCGGCAGCUGCUCUGGGUCCCUAUUACUCACCCUAUGCGAUGUACGGUCAACGCAUGGGCGCAGCUCAUCAGUAAGCAGCGAAGAGAUGGAGCGAUGGAGAGUGGAUACCAAAUAACACUAAAAGUUAGUGUUGCACAACACGCUCGCGAAAAGGAGGAGGAGGAGGAGGAGGAGGAAGAAGAACAACUCUGUGUGUCUCUUGGAAAUAUAAGCAUGCUAGAAUUGAUGAUGAUUACGGUAACGCUCUCAGCGGCGUUCGCUGUUCUGUGAUACUAAACUGUAGAUUUGUCGAGCGCUAAAAUUACAUUUAAGUUUCCAAUAACAACAAACAGUAACAAAAACAAAAAACUAAAAAACAAAUAAGCCCAACAGUAAAAUGAAUAUCCAUCAAAUUACUAUCACAAGUCAGCAAAAGCAAAUAAAAUUGCUCAGUUUUAUUUUUUUUUAUUUUUUAACAGUUUUGUUUUCAUUACAAAAAACCCAUUUCAAUUUUUAUUUCAUUUUUUGAGCAUUAUUUUGUAAGUUUGCUUUUGUUCUCAAAGUUCAACCAAAGUUUUUGUAAGUCUUAGCGAUGCAAAUUUUAAUGACUUCCAGUUCUCUUGCGAUCUAUAUAUAUAUAUAUAUAUAUAUGGAAAUCGCAUGAAAAUCGUAUGUUUAUCAGGUUUUGUUUAUAUAUACAUACAUACAUACAUACAUACAUCAAUACAAGCAUAUUACUGAAUGUUUAAGCAUUGUUUUUAUUCUAAUUUGUCUAGAUUUAAAUUAGUUCUUAACUAUUACAUCAUACAUACAAAAAAAAAACAAAAAAACAAAAAACAAAACAAAAAACUACAAAAUAAUAGUAUGCAUACAAAUUUCAAUAAUGUUUUAAGUCAUUUAUAUGUAAACUACAGCGUAUAAUAAAAAAAACUGUAAUAACAAACAUAAACAAAGCAAAACAAAAAGAUUAAAAAAAAAAAAUUGAUACAAAAAAAAAAUACAAAAUACAAAAAGAUUUCAUAUAAUUAUUUACUGUGUAUAAAUUCAAUGAACAUAAAUUAGAAGAUUUGCGAUUACCACUUGAUGAAUGCCACACGAGCAACCACAAAGCAAAAAACAAAAAAAAAACACAAAAGAA
Molecule: messenger RNA, 3146 nt
Organism: Drosophila grimshawi
Lineage: Eukaryota; Metazoa; Arthropoda; Insecta; Diptera; Drosophilidae
Gene: noc
Product: zinc finger protein Noc
Exons: 2
Coding region: 469-2103 (544 amino acids)
Biological process (GO): negative regulation of DNA-templated transcription
Cellular component (GO): nucleus
Source: RefSeq, a predicted model, not a curated record